Molecule: messenger RNA, 375 nt
Organism: Triticum turgidum subsp. durum (durum wheat)
Lineage: Eukaryota; Viridiplantae; Streptophyta; Magnoliopsida; Poales; Poaceae
Source: the annotation of a GenBank genome assembly
AUGCAACUAAUACUCAAUUUUCUAGGACUUGAUACAUCAUGGUCUUCUUGUGCUUUGUUGUUUGGUUGGUGUAGAAUCCCUCAGCUCUUACCAAGAGGCUCUAGCUUCGAACCUGACUCUUUUAAUAGUUGGAGUGUUGCACACAUGGAAUUGAUCGCAGAGAGGAAGCGAAGCAGCAACAGUUUGGGUUCAGAGAAGAUUAGGAGCAGCAGUUCAUUGGAGAAGGAGAGGUACAGCAGCCAAGGGCAGCAGCAGAGAGCAGAAUCAGCAGGUCAGGGGCGGCAGCAGAGGAUCAGAAGCAGAGAUGGGUUCGAUUCAAUUGCCAAUGAUAAUGAUUCAGACUUGAGUUUGCACCACCCUUGUUUUACUAAAUAG